Centropristis striata (black sea bass) is the source of this 5079-nucleotide messenger RNA. It is a transcript of the gene ranbp9, whose product is annotated as RAN binding protein 9. Bases 415 to 2217 code for a protein of 600 amino acids. The record is from RefSeq and is a predicted model, not a curated record. Lineage: Eukaryota; Metazoa; Chordata; Actinopteri; Perciformes; Serranidae. Gene Ontology annotation, molecular function: protein binding. Gene Ontology annotation, cellular component: cytoplasm. The transcript is spliced from 14 exons. Gene Ontology annotation, biological process: cell surface receptor signaling pathway; cytoskeleton organization.
GAGGCUAUCUGAGCUGAGCUCAUUAUACUGUGUCGAUCCGUCACCGCUAACGUUACUUCUCUCUUUACUCCCGGCGACGAGCCGCUUCCUCUGCCUCUUAACUACUUUCUCCGGAUCCUGCGCGACCGGCCAGUCUUCUCCCAGUCUCUCUAUUUGUGUCUUUGUGUCAGCCUUAUGUCAACCUGAGACAUUUCAGCGAUCGCGUUGGCCGAGCUAAACGCAUUAGCCUAGCUUAGCUUGUCGGCUAACAGCUCUGGCUGCCUCUACGACCGAGCCAAGCCAGUUAGCUUAGCCUGCUAGCUAAGCUUUGCUAAACCUCCACCCCCCUCCUUUAAAAAACUUGACACUGACUGACACAAGUGGCUUUGGCUUGUUUGCUGACAAGCCAAUUUACAAAAAGCUCGCGUGGUAGCCAUGUCGGGCCAGUCGUCGGGCUGUGGCUUCCUCAUGUCGGUGGUGGUCCAUGGAGACUCGGCUCUCAACGAGCAGGAGAAGGAGCUCAACCAGCGGCUCAGACGGCUCUAUCCGGCCGUGAAUGAGACCGAGGCUCCGCUGCCCCGCUCCUGGAGCCCCAAGGACAAGUUUAGCUACAUCGGCCUCUCCCAGAACAACCUCCGUGUGCACUAUAAAGGUCACGGAAAAACCCCAAAAGAUGCAGCAUCUGUACGGGCCACCCACCCCAUCCCAGCAGCCUGCGGGGUCUACUACUUCGAAGUGAAGAUCAUUAGCAAAGGCCGAGAUGGGUAUAUGGGUAUCGGCCUCUCCGCUCAGGGUGUAAACAUGAACAGACUCCCUGGUUGGGACAAGCACUCUUACGGUUACCACGGAGAUGACGGCCACUCCUUCUGCUCAUCUGGCACAGGGCAACCCUACGGACCCACGUUUACAACAGGCGACGUGAUUGGCUGCUGCGUUAACCUCAUCAACAACACCUGCUUCUACACAAAGAAUGGCCACAGCCUAGGCAUCGCCUUCACAGACCUACCACCUAACUUGUACCCGACCGUGGGCCUCCAGACUCCGGGCGAGGUGGUGGACGCAAACUUCGGCCAGCAUCCCUUCGUGUUCGACAUCGAGGACUACAUGCGCGAGUGGAGGACAAAAAUCCAGGCCCAGAUCGACCGCUUCCCCAUCGGAGAGCGUGAAGGCGAGUGGCAGUCUAUGAUUCAGAAGAUGGUGGCUUCCUACCUGGUGCACCACAGCUAUUGUGCCACGGCUGAAGCUUUUGCUAAAUCCACAGACCAGGCCGUGCACGAGGAGCUGGCCUCCAUCAAAAACCGACAGAAGAUCCAGAAGCUGGUGUUGUCAGGUAGAAUGGGCGAGGCCAUCGAGACCACCCAGCAGCUCUACCCAAACCUCCUGGAGAGGAACCCAGACCUUCUCUUCAUGCUCAAGGUGAGACAGUUCAUAGAGAUGGUGAAUGGGACGGACAGUGAGGUGAGGUGUUUGGGAGGUCGCAGCCCAAAGUCUCAGGACAGUUACCCCGGCUCCCCGCGCUCCUUCAGCAGCCCCAGCCACAAGGCCAGCAGCUCCCAGCCCUACCUCCCAGGGUUCGACAGCAACUGCUGUAAUGGUGUGACAUCUAAUAAGAGCCACAGCUCCCCUCACAGUCACAAGCCCUGCACCCCCGCCUCUGGCUCCACCAUCCCAGCAUCUGACGUCAGCCUCAAUGGGAGCCGCAGCCAACAGCCCAUAACCAGUAGCGAUGUGGAUAUGGAGGUCGACCACUUCACCAAUGGAGUGACAGAAUCAUCCUCCAACGGUUUCCUCAACGGCAGCUCCAAACAUGCCACCGAGCCUGACGACUGUGAUGCCGACAUGGAGGUGGAGUCGACUCAGUCCAAGAGGCAGCUGUGCGGCGGGAGCCAGGCGGCCAUUGAGAGGAUGAUCCAUUUCGGCAGGGAGCUCCAGAGCAUGAGCGAACACCUCCGCCGCGAGUGUGGCAAGAACUCGACCAACAAGAAGAUGCUCAAGGACGCGUUCAGCCUGCUGGCGUACUCGGACCCCUGGAGCAGCCCCGUCGGCUACCAGCUGGAUGCAAUUCAGAGAGAGCCGGUGUGCUCAACACUCAACAGUGCAAUAUUAGAGACUCACAACCUGCCCAAGCAGCCCCCCCUGGCCCAGGCCGUGGGUCAGGCCGCCCAGUGCCUCGCCAUCAUGGCACGAACUGGCAGCGGCUCCUGCGCCUUCGCCUCUGUGGACGAUUACCUGCACUAGCCCAUACACACCAUACACACACACACACACACAUACACACACACACACACACACACACACUGAGAACCUGUGCAGAAAUGGCUCCCUCCACCUCCUCCAUCAGUGUAGUCCUUUUAGCCGAGGAAACGCUCCUCUGCACGAUAACGAGUAGUAGAACCACCUCACUCGCUUCUUGUUCUGCUUUUACCGAUCGGCACCAACAUCGCUGAGCAUCCAGAGUUGUUUCUGGGCAGGUCUUUCCAUUACAAACACACAUUUAAAAACAAACGAACACACAGACAAACAAACACAAAAUCUCCCUUUCCAUCGUAAAUAUGAGAAGACGCCUCCACCUUGGUCACCCCCACCUCCGGCCCUCUCGAGGCUGCGCCACCUGCAUCGUUCUGACAGACAGUGGCGGGGGACGCCGACCAAGAGUAGCCCACUUGAAAAUACCUGGAGAGCCGAACUUAUGUGGACUUGCCGCUGAAACCCAGCCCCUGCAUACCCGACAAGACUAUUAAACGAAAAAGAGAAAAAAAAGAAAAAAACCCUGGUCAAAUAUAAAUGGAGAAACAAGGAGGAAAAAAGAAAACAGAUGAGUGACCGCCAUGGCCGACCACCCUUUAACGUGGUCCCUGUAAACCUGGCUCACCAGGCAAACACACACUCAUAACAAAGACGGAGGCAGUGCGUCUCCACCCAGGCUCGCCGAGUGCUCCGGCCACCGCCAGGCUCCCCCCUCUCCCUCCUGCCCCUCACCCCUGCACCGACCCCCACCCCCCUCCCAUCAUUUCAGGACAUCUGCGGAGAUCUGUGUGACGCAUGUGGACUCGGGACUUUGAAGAAGCCAGAGAGAAUCUACAGUCUUGACUCAACGUUCCCUGUUUUUAUCUUCUUUUUUUUGUUUCCAUGGUGAAGUGGGGGGACUGGGGAGGGGAGGUUACCUGGCUCUUGUUUUUGUUUUUAGUUUUUCCAGGUUUACAAAGGCAUGGUGCAGACGAUGAUUAUUGUUAUUAUUAUUAUUAUAAUUAUCAUUAUAUUAAUUAUUGUUACUUGCAUUCACAGUAUAUUUGUUGAGCGCCAGCAAGAGCAAGUUCCACUUAUUAUAAUAAAAGUCCCGAUUCCACCAGUGACGAGCGUGUGUACAUGUUAACGUUUAUAUAUGAAUUUAACAGAAUGGAAUUAUAUCAAUAGAGUGGGAUAUUUAGUUAUCAAAUGAAAGGAAAUCAUUGAAAAAAAAAAAGUCCUUUAAUGCUUUGUACUGACACCAGCGGCUCCUGAAGUGUGCUGGUUGUUCCUAGUCUGUACAAGUUUUUAUGUCUCCUGUCUCAUUGACUCCAGGGUUCCUACGCAGGUGGGAAGCGGAUAUAUUCGACCAUUUCCUGGUCUGUAAGAAUUUGGAAAACCUAACUUCUCUUCAGUGCUGAAUCAUAGAGAUUUAGAACUUUAAUUUCACAUGUUGUGGCUUGCUGUCUUUUACUUAAAAAUGGCGAUAAACGGGAAGGAAUAUUAAAAAAAAGUUUCUGGACAAAGUCUGGAGUUUGUGUAAUCCUGUGUAGGAACCCUGCGAUGAUCUCUGACCCUGUUUUUACCUGUUACCCUCCCUGAGAACCCCCAGCUGCACAGCAGGUUUGAUGCAAACAUUGUUAAUCUUUAUUUUCGUAUCAAUGUCUAUGCUAAUUCCUUCACCCACAAAGAACUCAGGAGCCAAAAUGUCCCUUUGUUCCUCCUCCUCAGAUUAGAAUAGGAAGGUCAAACCAAGCAGCCGAGCAACCCGGGCUUUGAUUAAAGGUGGACUCGUUAUUUUUUUCAGUUUUUUGUUUAUUUUUAGCACGAUGGACUUUUCAGACUCAAAAAAACAAACCAAGUGAAAGCUAACUGAGCUGCUAUGAAGUUUUUAGUUUGGCUUCCACUAACAUGGAGGGAGUGGGGUUUAUAACCUGUACUGCAGCCAGCCACCAGGUGGCGGGCCAGAUGUUAUGGUAGGGGCUGCAAUCGUUGCAGAAAAAUAAGCAAAACUGUAAUCUAAAACACCAAGGAGAUAUGGAAUAUUUCUUUGCCCAAAAAAGAAUUUUAUUUGUUUGCUUUAAAUUUGUUGCUCGUUUUGACCUUAAACUAACCCAGACACUGAUUCGACUCUGCGUUGCGCCCUGACAGUGUUUUGCUGUCUUCUUAUUUUGUAAAGCUGCUGUUGAAAUAGCAUUCAGGUAUGAAAAAUGCUCGUCGACUCAUCACCCCUGAGGCAGCGAGCUUCUUCUGAUCACCACGUUUCAGUUUGAUCACCAGGUUCUUCUUUAUUUAUUUUUCUUUGUGCUCAAAGCAUCGACGGAGAAAAUAAAAUGAUAAAAAACAUUCAGUAUUGUCAACAGCACUGUGGCUACCACGUUUAUAAAAAAAAAAGAACCAAAUGCUUUAGGAAGACGAAGUCGCCGCCGUGUGUUUGUGCUCGCCACUCGCAGAGAAACGGGAACGCCGAGGCUUUUGCUUGACACAACAUCCAUCUUUUCCUCUAGUUUUGUUUUUCAGGUGGAACCAAGCUUUUCUGUACCCUUUUUUUCUUUUUGGUUCGUUUCUCCUUUUGUUUUUCGGAUCACAAGCAGUCACGGCAUCGUUUAGAAAAACUUUUUAGACAAAGUGUCUGUUGUCUCUUUCUGAGUAAGGUCUGAAACCUAUGCAUGCCAUAGUAAAGUGGUGGUAAGAUCAAGUUAGAUGUCUCUUAUUUUAUUCUUUUUGUUUCUCCUUCUUUUAGCCAGUUCACGGUGUAUAAGGAAGAUGUCAACCAGUAAGUUGUCCACUGCUGACUGUGUGUCCAUUUGGAGAAAAAAAAAAGUGCAAUUUGUGUGAGGGUGAAAAGAAUUUAUAUUAAAAACGAAAAAUGAU